GUGCGGUGCGUGCCAGGGGCGGGCGAGGGGGCGGUGUCCUGGCCAUGGCCGGCCUGUCGGACCUGGAGCUGCGGCGGGAGCUGCAGGCCCUGGGCUUCCAGCCAGGCCCCAUCACCGACACCACUCGGAACGUCUACCGCAACAAGCUGCGCCGCCUGCGGGGCGAGGCCCGGCUGCGCGACGACGAGCGGCUGCGAGAGGAAGCCCGGCCUCGGGGCCCCGAGCGGCUGCGGGAGGAGGCCCGGCUACGCGAGGAGGCGCCGCUGCGCGCGCGGCCCGCCGCGUCCUUCCUGCGGGCGGAGCCCGGGCUCUCCCCACCGGCUUCGAGCGCGGCCCCCAACUCCUCGGGGCCUUAUGGCGACUUGGGGGCCCCCGCCCCUCCCUGGGCCGGAAGCCGCGGCCUCGCCUACCCCGCCCGCCCCGGGCCGCUGCGGCGCCGCGCCUCGGUCCGGGGCAGCUCCGAGGAGGACGAGGAUGCCCGGACGCCCGACAGGGCCGCUCUGGGCCCGGGCCGCCACUGGUGGGCCCCGUCCUCGGCCUCUGCGCGGCCGCCUUCCGCGCUCCUCGGCGCCGACACGCGCCCCGGCCUGAAGGCCGCGCGAACGGGCUCGGCGGGCGCGGGGCGGGCCCGACCCGAGGCGGGCCGGCGGCUGGAGCGCUGCCUGUCUCGCCUUCUGCUCUGGGCCAGCCUGGGGCUGCUGCUCGUCUUUCUGGGCAUCCUUUGGGUGAAGAUGGGCAAGCCCUCGGCGCCGCAGGAGGCGGAGGACAACAUGAAAUUAUUGCCGGUGGACUGUGAAAGAAAAACAGAUGAGUUCUGUCAGGCCAAGCAGAAGGCAGCCUUGCUGGAGCUCUUGCAUGAGCUAUACAACUUCCUGGCCAUCCAAGCAGGUAAUUUUGAAUGUGGCAAUCCGGAGAAGCUGAAAAGCAAAUGCAUUCCUGUUCUAGAGGCUCAGGAAUACAUAGCUAACGUGACCAGCAGCCCCUCUGCAAGGUUUGAGGCCGCGCUGACCUGGAUACUGAGCAGCAACAAGGAUGUGGGCAUCUGGUUGAAAGGGGAAGACCCGUCUGAGCUGGUGACCACGGUGGACCAGGUGGUGUGCCUGGAGUCUGCCCGGCCCCGGAUGGGCGUCGGCUGCCGCCUGAGCCGUGCCCUGCUCACCGCUGUCACCCACGUGCUCAUCUUCUUCUGGUGCCUGGCCUUCCUGUGGGGCCUCCUGAUUCUCCUGAAGUACCGAUGGCGAAAGCUAGAAGAGGAAGAGCAGGCCAUGUACGAGAUGGUGAAGAAGAUUAUAGAUGUGGUCCAGGACCACUAUGUGGACUGGGAGCAGGACAUGGAGCGCUACCCAUAUGUGGGCAUCCUCCACGUGCGAGACACCCUGAUCCCCCCACAGAGUCGGCGGCGCAUGAAGCGAGUGUGGGAUCGCGCUGUGGAAUUCCUGGCUUCCAAUGAGUCCCGGAUCCAGACCGAGUCCCACCGCGUGGCUGGGGAGGACAUGCUGGUGUGGAGAUGGACUAAGCCUUCCUCCUUCUCUGACUCAGAGCGAUAGGACAGGGCCUGUUCCAGCCAGCCUGGCCUGGUCACCCAGCUGGGGCAAGGGCACAGACCUUCGGUGCUCAUUCACACCUGCCUUGAUUGCCCUCUCGAUCUCAGUUCUGGGACACGUGGGCGUCCUUAGGGUAGCAGGGAGGACAGGUGAGACCCUCCUCUAUGCCAGUCUUACUGACAGAAAGGGAGAAGGGCUUGCUCUCCCUGCAUAGAAAGACGGCAGUGGCUGGAAUCAUGGAGGUCCUGCACACAGCUAGACAGCAACCAGUGAUCUGAAGCCCCUCGCUUGGGAAGUGGGUCGGGUGGUGGGCUGGGGCAGCAGGGGUCUGGGGAGCGCUUAGUCCUUGUGCCUUUGCAGUGUUUCCAGGGAGCUUGAGGGUGAGGGGAGGAAGCCUGUCCUGCUGCUGCAUGGGCCUCCUUGUCCUGAAGGGGAAGAUGCUACAAGUUAGAGCCAGCUGGAGGGGACAGAAUAGAGGUGGCCAGGAUCUGGAAGGGGUGGAGGGUCCAGCCACAGCUGCCUGUGCCUCAGUGCUUCUCACAGAUGGGAAGUGUAGCCCUGAGCCAGGGUGGAGCCUCCACCUCCAGCCAGGCUCACCUCCUCGAUAUUACUGUGACAAGGCCUCUCCUGGCUGGUGAGCUGGAACAGGGCACCGGUGGGGUGCAGCAUUGUGGCUGCACACUGCCCCCUGCAGGCUGCAUGGGAGCAGUGUGCGCCUUUAGCCUGCUGUGCAGUGGAGGACCUGCUCCCUAAACACCCAGUGGGGGGUCUCAUUAGCUGAGAGGGAGGCUGGCCAGCAACUCCUCUAGCCGGCCUCACCCACAGCACAGGAGGAUGGCGGGUGGACGUAAGACACAGACGCCCCUUCUGGACCUCUUGCCGUUCUCUGUUUCUUAAUAAAGCACCAUCUCGGUUUAGCAAUACUCUCAUUUCCUCGUGUCCGGGUGGUCGGCAGGACUGGGGUCUGAGCAGGUGCCUGUGGCAAAGGCCUGUUCUCAUGAUCAGGCUCCAGCUAGAAGAAGCUUUUGUAUUGGGGUGGAACUGUUGGAAAAAUAAAAUAUUUAUUGAAAAUGGA
Molecule: messenger RNA, 2619 nt
Organism: Peromyscus eremicus (cactus mouse)
Lineage: Eukaryota; Metazoa; Chordata; Mammalia; Rodentia; Cricetidae
Gene: Lemd2
Product: LEM domain nuclear envelope protein 2
Exons: 9
Coding region: 45-1547 (500 amino acids)
Biological process (GO): nuclear envelope organization; negative regulation of BMP signaling pathway
Cellular component (GO): nuclear inner membrane
Molecular function (GO): chromatin DNA binding
Source: RefSeq, a predicted model, not a curated record